Messenger RNA from Plectropomus leopardus (leopard coralgrouper), 851 nucleotides. Lineage: Eukaryota; Metazoa; Chordata; Actinopteri; Perciformes; Serranidae. The record is from RefSeq and is a predicted model, not a curated record.
CUAUGGCCCAACCUGGAUUGGACUUAGUGCCCCUGACCCAGUCACCGGUUAUGUAUGGAGUGAUGGAUCCCCACUGCAGUUCCUACACUGGGAAAAUGGAGAGCCAGACAAUAAAAAUAAUUUGGAAUCUUGCGUUGUAUUUGAUAGUGGUAGGCAAUCUGCAAGUGGCUCUUGGAAAGAUCUGCACUGUGAGAAGUACAAACAAUGGGUGUGCCAGAUCCCUGCAGGAGUUUCGCCAAAGCAGCCUCCCACCCCUGUUGCUCCUGACUACAAUAAGACCUCAGACGGGUGGAUAGAAUGGAGCGGGUCUCAGUAUUAUUACAACAGGGAUGUCAUGGUAAUGGAGGAAGCUCGUCGCUUCUGCCAAAUGAAGCAUGGUGACUUAGUAACUAUAAACAGUGAAGCUGAAAAUGUCUUCUUAUGGAAAUGGAUUUCCAAAACUUAUGGAGAGAGGUCUUUAUGGAUCGGCCUGGAUGUAGAUCUUGAUGGAACAUAUAGUUGGAUGGAUGGUUCUCCAGUGGUUUUUGAAAGGUGGGAUGAAAAUCAACCUAAUUUCCUACGCAAUGAUGAGAAUUGCGCUUUCAUGAAUGGAUUCAUGGGCUUCUGGCAUGUUCAAAAUUGUGGGUAUGAGAUCUGUUCUAUUUGUAAACGCAGUGGCACACCACAUGCCAACGCCACUAUAGCACCAACAGCUCCUCCUCCAAAAGGUGGCUGUCUGCAAAACUGGGAAAAAAUAGACUCAAAGUGUUACAGAAUCAUUAACAGCCAGAAGGAGACGUGGUUUGGAGCGAGGACACAAUGCAAAUCAAUUGGUGGAAAUCUGGCCUCAAUCCCCUCAAGAGAUGUUCAAG